Molecule: messenger RNA, 1107 nt
Organism: Paramecium pentaurelia
Lineage: Eukaryota; Ciliophora; Oligohymenophorea; Peniculida; Parameciidae
Source: the annotation of a GenBank genome assembly
AUGCUUUUGUUUCUAUAAUUCUAUAUUGUCUCUUCCAUGUAUCCAGUUUCCUAUAUAGAUGAACGACCGUACUUGAAUUUAGACUCAGAUCUAUAAGUUCAACUAAAAUUAGAUGAAGUGUUAUCUGAAUUCUUACAAAGACAUUCAUAGAAUGAUAGAUGUCCAGACUUUGAAUUGGAUGAAUGCUAUGAAGAUGUUUAUUAAAAUGGAUAAACUAAAAAAGUAAAGCUAGAAAAAGAAAUCUUUUAUCUUUAUGAUAUUAAAUAUGAAGAAAAGAUUUAGUAAACUAUUAUUUAUUCUGACUAAUAAUUAGAAGAUGUUUAAAAUACAAUUAGUUUCCUUGCUCUGGCUCCAUUUUAGAAUCACAAAAACACCUUUUAUUAGAAUGGAUUUAGUUUAUGUCUAUCUGAGACUGAAGGAUAUAUUAUUACAGAUUUCAAUUCAAUAUCUUAAAACACUUAGUCUUCAAAUACUGAAGGUGUAUUUACUAGAUUAAAGGAAGAAUAAUAUACAACCUAUAGUCUACAUCUUCAAAAUAUGGAAAUUGAUUUCAAAGUUAAUGAUAUUUCAUCUUAUCCAGUCUAUAUUGUUUCAGAAGAUGUUAUUUCAAUACCUAAAGAAAUCUUCCCUAAAAAAUAUUUUGAAUCCAAAGGUUUCAUCUAUGAUUCCAAUGGAUUCUAUUAUAGAGAUCAUUCAAAUAGAGGAGAUGAUUUAGAUUCUAUAUUAUUCUAUAAUAAUGCCAAUCAAGAUAAUCCUUUAAUAAUAGAUCCCAUCAAUUAUGUAAUAAAUUAAGAUAAUGGAUAAGAUGUAUUAAAGAUCUAUACAGAAGAAUAAUAUGAAAAUGCUAUCAUAUUAGGAUUACCAUUCUUAAAAAAUAAGAUAUUUAAUGUUUAAACUUAAGAAAAUUAUUUAUAUGUCUAAUAGCUGAAAACAAAUCUAUGUAUUUAAGAUGAACAAUCUAUUGGAGUUUUAGAAAUAAUAUUUAUUGUACUCCAAGUUAUUUUACUACCAUUUUUAGUUUAUUUUACAUUUAAAAAGUUGAGAAAAAAUGAAUAAUAGAAAUAAGAAUAAAGAUAAACUCAAUAAUUCAUAACUGAAUUGUAAUGA